GCGCACGCCGGGGGGGCGUGGGCUCGAGGGCGGGGAGCAGCGCCAAGUUGGUGAAGGGAGACCCGGGGAAGGCCUAGGGUUUGCGGAAGAUACUUGUCUGCAAGGAACCUGUCCCACUGAUAGAACCAGAUGCCUUCUUCCACUUUACCAGACGAAGAGGAUGGCCUGGAGACCUGUGUUUUAAAGGUUUUUGAUCUGGAUUUAAAAGAAUCAAAUCUUGUUAAUCCCAGCAACAGUCUCAAAGCAGAAUUAGAUGGCAGUACAAAGAAGAAAUACUCGUUGGCAAAGAAAAAGGCCUUUGCCCUUCUUGUGAAAACCAAAGAAGUUCCAGCACCUUCUUAUGAAUUUAAGGAAAAACGGUGGCGAUGUUGUCAGCAGCUGUUUGCAGACCAGACCAGCAUCCACAGACAUGUGGCCACCCAGCAUGCUGAAGACGUGUCCCAGCAGACUGCUUCUGCUCUGAAGCAGCUGACUGCAGCAUGGAGUGCCUCACAGGUCCUCACGCCCACGGACAAACGGAGCUCACCCAGAGACUGUCUCCCUCCUACUCAGGAAGUGUCUGCUUGGCUCCCUGAUGUGAGCCAUGUUAGCCCUCAGGAGCUGAGAGGUGGCCAGGGUGACGAGGAAGGAGAGGUGCUCCUGUACUACUGCUACUGUGACUUGGAGGACCCCCAUUGGGUCUGUGCCUGGCAGACAGCUCUGUGCCAUCACCUGCAUCUUACAGGCAAGAUUCGGAUCGCUGCUGAGGGAAUCAAUGGGACUGUCGGCGGAAGCAAAGUGGCCACCAGGCUCUACGUGGAAGUCAUGCUUUCCUGCCCAUUAUUUAAGGAUUACCUGAGCCAGGAUGAGUUUAAGAGCAGCAGAGGAGGGUCUCACUGCUUCCCGGAAUUGCGAGUCGGUGUGUUUGAAGAGAUCGUGCCUAUGGGGGUCAGCCCCAGUCAGGUCUCCUACAAGAACCCCGGAAUCCAUUUAUCCCCCGGUGAAUUUCAUAAAGAAAUAGAAAAGCUUUUAUCACAGUCAAGUCAGGAACAAGGUGAUACUAUCAUACUGGACUGCAGGAACUUCUAUGAAAGCAAAAUUGGACGAUUCCAGGGCUGCUUAGCACCAGACAUCAGGAAAUUCAGUUACUUCCCUAGCUACGUUGACAAAAACCUUGACAUUUUCAGGCAGAAGAGGGUGCUGAUGUACUGUACUGGGGGCAUUCGCUGUGAACGAGGUUCUGCGUACCUCAGAGCCAAGGGAGUGUGUAAGGAAGUGUUUCAGCUCAAGGGUGGCAUCCACAAGUACUUGGAAGAGUUCCCUGACGGCUUUUACAAAGGGAAGCUGUUUGUUUUUGAUGAGCGGUUUGCCCUGGCCUACAACAGUUCUGUGGUAUCAGAAUGUUCAUACUGCGGAGCCCCGUGGGACCGAUACAAACUCUGCUCUACUCCCCAAUGCCGCCAGCUUGUGUUGACCUGUUCUGCCUGUCAAGGACAAGGAUUCACAGCCUGUUGUGUCACAUGUCAAAACAAAGUGGGCAAGCAGGCUUCAGGCCCCUCCCAGGACAGUUUUAAAGAAGAAUGUGAGUGUACUGCCCGGAGGCCACGCAUCCCUCAGGAACAGCAGGCAUAGUUAUGAGUCCAGUCCCUGUGAGCCUGGACCUGGGCUUGGUGCUCAGCAUUCACUGACACAUGCAGACUUGAGUUGCCAUGUGCAGCUUGUGACGGUACAGAGACAAAUGGGGAGCGUUCAUGUUGGUCACUGCCAGCACAGCAGAUGGCCACAGGCAAAGGGGACAGGGAAUUGGUGUCUGCUGCCUGAUUUGUGUUUGAUCCAGAGGAUGCUACAGCCUGGAACAAAGGCAAACCCUGUGGGAUCCCUAUGAUGAUGAGGGAUUGACUUGCAGGGUGGUAGGCAUUGCUUGUCAGCAAACCUUUUUACCCUGGCAGCAAAAUUAUAAAAGCUGGGCUCUGGGUGUGGACUCUUAAGCCAGGCCAGCUUUUCCCUAACUGCCUGAAGGCUCUGUGGCUCUGAUCACCUUGUGCCUUGAAGCAUUUACUGAAUUUGCAAACCCAUUUUUCUAUAUGUGAUCAUGGCACUACUGAGUAGUUGGCCAGAGGCCAUGCAGCUUCAGAAUCUAAAGUAUGCUCUGUCCCUUUACAGAAGUCCUUUGAAAGAGGUGGCCUGUGCUUUUGUUGAUGUGAUUUCUUUAAAGAUGUUCCCCUAGCAGCUCUGGGAUCCAGAUGAGCAGCAGGCUUAGGUCAGCAUCUGGCACACCAGGCCCUUGGUUGGUAAGCUCAUUCAGCAUGGUGACUGCCUGGCCUCCUGGCCUCUGGGUACAUGUUCUUAUCCCACGAUGCUUAAGG
This is a messenger RNA of Mus pahari (shrew mouse), 2345 nucleotides long. RefSeq names its product thiosulfate sulfurtransferase like domain containing 2 (gene Tstd2). Lineage: Eukaryota; Metazoa; Chordata; Mammalia; Rodentia; Muridae. The record is from RefSeq and is a predicted model, not a curated record. The coding region runs from base 130 to 1611 and encodes 493 amino acids. The transcript is spliced from 10 exons.